Molecule: messenger RNA, 3762 nt
Organism: Agrilus planipennis (emerald ash borer)
Lineage: Eukaryota; Metazoa; Arthropoda; Insecta; Coleoptera; Buprestidae
Product: trichohyalin-like
Exons: 3
Coding region: 134-3628 (1164 amino acids)
Source: RefSeq, a predicted model, not a curated record
AAAUACCCCUGUUCGGAAAUAGUGUUUACUUUGGUCGAAGGGAGGGCUUAGGGGAAAGCAAAUCUAUAUAUUCGUCCACAGUUUCGUUACAUUAAACAGUUUUGGCAACAAGUGUGAAUGAGUCUUUGGAAGAAUGAGACUCUUAGUCUUUAUUGCCUGCCUCAGUCUUUGUUUUCUUCUCUCACAUGGAAGACAAGAGGAGAAGAAGGUCAAAAGGAAACGAUACGAUUAUACGCAGUUCAGUAACGACAACCUAAACAACAGAAGAAGCGACGACUGGUCAUUAAAACGCGAACUUUCCAGGCAAGAAUUGGGUAAUUAUAACCAGGAUACUCGACAACACAAAAAACACGAUCAACUUGAAGAAGAAUUCGACAUUCCUGUAAGUCGUCAGCAACAAAUAUUGGAACAUUCCCAACAUCAUCAUCACGAGAACUGCGAUCAUCCAUACGAAUUUAGUAAACAAAGUCAAGAUCAGGGAUCCGAAAUCCGAGCAGAAGACGAAGAAAAAGAACGAGAGGGAAUUGUCGAAAAGGAAUUUGAUAGUUCAAACGAGGAACAAGAGCACAAUCCCGAAAGGAUAGAAAAUUUUGAACUUCCAAAAGAACAGGAAGAAUCCAAAACAGAUACUGAACCACGACAGAAAAUCGAACAAGUCGAAAAUGACUUCGAAUUCACCAAAGAAAACUUAGAUCCAAAGUUCCGAAGUCAGCAAAACUCAAAGCCUGAAAAAUUGGAGAACGAAUAUGACAAUCAAAGAAUCCCAAGCAGACUAGAAGAUGACUACGCACAAUCCAAAAUCAAAACCGAAAGCGAAAUAAAAACAAAAAAGAUUAUUGAACAGCCCGAUGGAAUCGACCAAAAAGCGAAACUAUCUGACAAAAUGCUUGAACAACAAAAUAAGGAAGUCCUGCGAAAGCAAAAGCAAGGUUUCGAGAAAUUCGAACAAGAAUACCUGCUCCAAAAGAAAAACAAUCAAAAAACAGAAACUCAGAAAAUUGAACUAACAUCUUAUAAACUUCCCAAAGAAAACACAGAGGAGCUAAACAAGUUUGAUUACCUUAAAGACUACAAGUUCGAAGUCCCUAAGCAACUGGAAGACUUCGAGAACGAGCCGAAAUUUGAAUUUCGUAGAGUUGAGCAUGUAUAUGAAUCGCCUAUAGACAUAGAUAACUACGGUUUUCCUAAAAAGAUCAAAUUCGACGAAUUCCGUCUGGAAAUCCCAGAAGAGAAGAAGACUCACUUGAAAAAAAAUGAGCCAAACGAAUUAAGACCUCUUCAAAAUGGAUAUCUGGUAAUGGAGGAUCAACAUAAUGAAUUUCAGAAAUUUGCUCAACCUCAGUUUGGGGCAGUUAAGGAGAUGAAACAGUUGAAUGAGUUCCAAAAAUUUUCCGAGGAACAAUUCAGUGCAGUUAAAAAUCUAAAACCUGUUGCUCAAAAGUUGACCAAGGACAACUCAGACUUCUUAAAACAAAGUGCACCAAACACAUUCCAACAAGCGACUUCAACAGGGGCGUUUAAACAGGAGUCAUACGAAGAACAAAAGAAAGAGCAUAAAGGAGACAUUAUGCAUGAAACAAAACAAGAAUCAUUUAGGAAUGACGAAGGUCUUGGAAGUUACAAACAACAAUCCUCUAGGGAUGACGAAGGUUUAAGUAGUUAUAAACAGGAAGGUUUUAGAAACGACGAAGGUCUAAGUAGUUAUAAACAGGACUCCUCCAGGAAUGACGAAGGUCUAAGUAAUUAUAAAACUGAAUAUUCAGAUACGCUUUCAGAAAAUACGGAAAAAGAAGGUACCGCAGAAAUGUUGAGGCAAGAAGAACCAAGCCCACUGCUAGACAAAGCACCGGAAACUUUUAAACAGGAAACAAAAGAACCGCUCACCGGGGAUACUGAAAUGUCGAAACAAGAUACGUACAAGAAAUGUGAUUAUUCGUUCCCUGAAGAAAAGAAUACGUACAGAAAUGAAGAAACGAAAGAGGAGAACUCCAAAAUGGACCGAAAAAUUCAGCCGAUCAAAACAGAACAUAACACGCAAAAGCAAGAAGCAAAAAAACCUCUAAAAAAGCAUAAAACAAUCGCAGAAUGGCACUUCGAAAUACAACACUCCAAGCCAUCGCGUAACAUGCAGGAACAGCAAAAGGUUGAAAAGAGUUACCACUAUCACCUAGAACAGAAAAGCAAUGACGAUGGUCAUCACCAACAACAGAUGAAACAGAAUUCAAAGCAGCAAAAGCAUAGCAGUUAUAAUGAAGAACAUCAACAACAACAGCAUUACGAGCACGAUCAAGAGAAUGGAAAUCAUAAAGACCAACAAAGACUGCACCAACAACAGGAAGAGGAACGAUUUGAAGAGCAAGAAGACCGGGAAGAGUACAAAAGUGACAAACAACAACAUCAGAGUCAAAAACAACAUUACCAGACUCAAAAACAGCAGCACCAAAACCAAAAACAGCACCAACAGAGGCAAAAACAACAUCAAGAGCAGCAGCAACAACAGCAUAGGUACGAACACAAUUUGCAGCAUUUUCAGAAACAACAGAUUCGUAAAGAGCAGAGCCAUCACUUCCAAAAGCAGCAGCAGCAUGCCAAACAAACGAAACAAAGUCAUACAUCCCAUUACCACAGAACAGAACAACAGCAACACCACCACCAGAAACAUCAACAAAGACAGCAAACUCAUCAUCGAAGUCACCAAAGACAAAGACAACACGACCAACACUACGACCAUCAUCAAGGACAGCGACACCAGCAAAGUAGCGGCAGGAAAACGCAAAAGAAGCAGCGGAUCGUGAAAAUAGAGAAGGAAGUGAAGGUGCCAUACAAAGUAGAAAAGAUAAUACAAGUACCCGUAGAAAAGAGGGUCCCUUACCCGGUCAGGGUGGAAGUACCUCAACCAUACCCCGUUAUAAAAAAUGUUCCGCACCACGUCAAAGUUGAAGUGAAGGUACCAGUAGCCGUUCCCGAACCGUAUCCAGUGGAAAGGAUAGUCAAUGUUCCUGUACCUGUUAAGGAAGAUAAACCUUUUCCCGUCGAAGUUAAAGUACCGCAACCGUAUCCAGUGGUGAAGGAAGUCAAAGUACCGUACGAGGUGAAAGUUCCAUACAGGUAUCCGGUUGAGAAGAAAGUUUCACACCCAGUUAGAGUCGAGGUCAAAGUACCGAAACCGUAUCCGGUAGAGAAAAUAGUACGAGUGCCUGUCAAGGUGGAAGUGGAAAGGCCUGUACCGUACGCGGUAUACAAACCGUAUCCGGUAAACGUUGAAAAGAAAGUUGGUGUCCCAUAUUCGGUUGAAAAACCUUACCCUGUGAAGUUGCAUUAUGACAGGCCGGUUUUGAUACCAGUAGAGAAAAAAAUACCGUACAAAAUAGAAGUGCCUGUGUCUAAACCGUAUCCGAUCGAGAAGAAAAUCGAAGUACCAGUUUACAAAGAUGUCAAGUAUCCCGUAAAGAUCCCAACUGAAAAACUGGUUCCGUACGAAGUGGUUAAACAUAAACCCAUCGUUUACGAGAAGAAGCUCCCGUAUCUGGUCCAAGAAAACCACAACGAGGGUUUCAAGCACCAUCAUCAAAUGAGUUUUCAGCCAACUCGUAGGUUUGACUUUUUGAAAGAAGACUGGAAAUGGUGACCGUCGAUGGUACCCAAUCAACUGUUAGAUUUUUAUUUUAUUUUCAUUUUUAAUUAGUCAAUCAGUACAAGUUCAUAUAGUACACGUACAUAACGUUACUGUGUAUAAUAAAUAAUUAUUGUUAUUUGUACAUA